This is a messenger RNA of Apaloderma vittatum (bar-tailed trogon), 1468 nucleotides long. RefSeq names its product TBC1 domain family, member 22B (gene TBC1D22B). The transcript is spliced from 13 exons. The record is from RefSeq and is a predicted model, not a curated record. Gene Ontology annotation, biological process: activation of GTPase activity. Lineage: Eukaryota; Metazoa; Chordata; Aves; Trogoniformes; Trogonidae. Gene Ontology annotation, molecular function: GTPase activator activity. Bases 92 to 1468 code for a protein of 458 amino acids.
UCAACCUGUCUAUGGAGCACAGCAUCCUCCGCUGGAUCCCCGGCUCACCAAAAACUUCAUCAAGGACCGCUCCAAGGCCAACGCGCUGCCGAUGAAAAGCAAGAAGGCCUCCAGCUUUCAUGAGUUUGCCCGGAACACCAGUGAUGCCUGGGACAUCGGUGAUGACGAAGACGAGGACUUCUCUUCCUCCUCUUCUUCUUUGCAAACUUUGAACUCUAAAGUGGCCAAGGCCACGGCAGCCCAGGUUCUGGAGAACCACAGCAAGCUGCGGGCGAAACCCGAGCGAGCACAAUCCGCUCUCAGUGACAUGCCCACCAACUGCAAAGUCAUCAAGUCCAGCAGCGAGGCCCAGCUCUCCAGGACGUCUGAGGAGGCCUGUGUGCGGACUCCCCUCCAGAAGCAGCAAUCCCUUCCCCUUCGGCCCGUCAUUCCACUCGUCGCCCGAAUCUCUGACCAAAAUGCUUCGGGUGCUCCCCCCAUGACGGUGAGGGAGAAAACUCGCCUCGAGAAGUUUCGGCAGCUCCUCUCCAGCCACAACACGGGCCUGGAUGAGCUGAGGAAAUGCAGCUGGCCUGGGGUGCCCAGGGAGGUCCGGCCCGUGACGUGGCGUCUCCUCUCAGGUUACCUCCCCGCAAACAUGGAGCGGCGAAAGCUGACUUUGCAGCGCAAGCGGGAGGAAUACUUCGGCUUCAUCCAGCAAUAUUACGACUCCCGGAAUGAGGAGCACCAUCAAGACACCUACCGACAGAUCCACAUCGAUAUUCCAAGGACCAACCCACUCAUCCCCCUCUUCCAGCAGCCGCUCGUCCAAGAGAUCUUUGAAAGAAUCCUGUUUAUCUGGGCCAUUCGACACCCAGCCAGCGGCUAUGUACAGGGAAUCAAUGACCUGGUCACUCCAUUCUUUGUUGUGUUCCUCUCUGAGUACGUUGAAGAGGAGGACGUGGAGAACUUUGAUGUGACAAACCUGUCACAGGACGUUUUACGGAGCAUCGAAGCCGACAGCUUCUGGUGCAUGAGCAAGCUGCUCGACGGGAUACAGGAUAACUACACUUUUGCACAGCCGGGGAUCCAGAAGAAAGUCAAAGCUCUGGAGGAGCUGGUCAGCCGGAUCGAUGAGCAGGUACACAAUCACUUUAGGAAGUACGAGGUCGAAUACCUCCAGUUCGCCUUUCGCUGGAUGAACAAUCUGCUUAUGAGGGAGCUGCCCCUUCGCUGCACCAUCCGCCUCUGGGACACCUACCAGUCGGAGCCAGAAGGAUUCUCACAUUUCCACCUGUACGUCUGCGCAGCCUUCUUGAUCAAGUGGCGGAAGGAGAUCCUAGAUGAGGAAGACUUCCAAGGCCUCCUGAUGUUGUUGCAAAACCUGCCCACGAUCCACUGGGGUAACGAAGAGAUCGGACUCCUGCUCGCUGAAGCCUACAGACUCAAGUACAUGUUUGCAGACGCACCCAACCAUUACCGCCGAUAG